Messenger RNA from Penicillium soppii, 999 nucleotides. Its product is annotated as PhzF family phenazine biosynthesis protein. The record is from RefSeq and is a predicted model, not a curated record. The transcript has 2 exons. Gene Ontology annotation, biological process: biosynthetic process. The coding region runs from base 1 to 999 and encodes 332 amino acids. NCBI's taxonomy places the organism in Eukaryota, Fungi, Ascomycota, Eurotiomycetes, Eurotiales, Aspergillaceae. Gene Ontology annotation, cellular component: cytoplasm. Gene Ontology annotation, molecular function: isomerase activity.
AUGUCUGGAGAACAAGCCCCAUAUGUGACCCUUGAUGUCUUCACAACAAAAAGGUACAAUAUUCUGUCGAAUUUAUGGACCUUCCAAGGUAGCUUACGCUCAAAUAGAUUCAAGGGCAACCCUGUCGCCAUUGUGAAGGUCACCGACAUCAAUGUGUCACAAGAGCAAAAGCAAAGAAUCGCGAAAGAGUUCAACUUCUCUGAAACCGUGUUCUUGCAUCCUGCUACUGGGGAUGGCAACCCCCAGGUUGAUAUUUUCACACCUGUAAACGAGAUGGAGUUUGCCGGUCAUCCCAUCAUCGGCGCCGGCCAUUUCCUCUUUCGCCAGGUAUUGGCUGGCUCCACCAGUCCCGCGAGCUCCCUCACCGUCAUGACCAAAGCCGGCCCCGUUCCGAUCUCAUAUGACGAAGCCAACAAGGUCAUCGCCGCUGAAGUUCCUCAUAAUAUCCACAUCCACAAACAAGGAGCCACAUUGGCCCAUAUCCUCCCUGUCCAGGCGAGCCUGAAAAAUGCCUCUGACAUUGAGGGUGUACCGGAGACUUCGCCUGUUGUGUCAGUUGUCAAGGGUGUUACAUAUGCGCUGGUGGAUCUCAGCAAAAGACCCGAUAUUUUUGCUAAUAUCGGCCCUGGCGGAAGUCCAAAUCUUGAUCUUGAUGAGGGAUGGGCACCCUCAUUCACGGGUGUCAUGUAUCACCGCCACAUUGGGUCUCGCACAGAGAAAGACCUGGUGGUGUGGGAUCUUCGCGUGCGCAUGGUCGCUAUUGAUCUGGAAGAUCCCGCAUGUGGUAGUGGUGGAAGUUCUCUGGGGGCUUACCUAGCAUUGUCGAAUGCGCAUAAGGGACAGAAGCACCGAUUCUGUAUCGAUCAAGGAAGCGAAAUGGGAAGAGACAGCCUAGUCAUUGUGGAUGUCAUUUUGGAUGAAGAAAGGAAAACCGUGUCUACUAUCAAACUUGCUGGCCAUGCAGCCUUUGUGGCAGAAGGGAAGAUCUUCGUGGAAUAA